CACACUAUCAAGUAUUAAUGGUACUUCUACUCCGUUAACACUAGCUUCACAAUAUAAAGCUGUAGAGGAUCAAGACAUUACAUUCCUAAGAUUUCCAAAUUCCUUGACCAAAAUCACUCUAAUUUUGGAAGAUAACUGUCCAUACGAAAUAUUUGCAUUUUAUUAG
Funneliformis caledonium is the source of this 166-nucleotide messenger RNA. The record is from the annotation of a GenBank genome assembly. NCBI's taxonomy places the organism in Eukaryota, Fungi, Glomeromycota, Glomeromycetes, Glomerales, Glomeraceae.